Talaromyces amestolkiae is the source of this 1674-nucleotide messenger RNA. RefSeq lists its product as uncharacterized. The record is from RefSeq and is a predicted model, not a curated record. The transcript has 2 exons. Lineage: Eukaryota; Fungi; Ascomycota; Eurotiomycetes; Eurotiales; Trichocomaceae. Gene Ontology annotation, biological process: transmembrane transport. The coding region runs from base 1 to 1674 and encodes 557 amino acids. Gene Ontology annotation, molecular function: transmembrane transporter activity.
AUGUGGCCUCCUGGUACACUACAUCUUGCGGACAUUGCUGCGUCCGGUUCAGGAGAGUCCCUCAUUCUACAGCCAAGGCCCUCUGAUGAUCCCAACGAUCCCCUCAAUUGGGUCGCAUGGCGCAAAUUACUGAACAUGGGAUUGGCGUGCUUUUACGUUGCUAUGGUCGCUGAAUUUGUCAACGCGAAUUCGCCAACAUGGGGUCCUAUGGAGACAGAGCUUGGCUACACCAGCGAGAUCCUAAAUGACAGUUAUGCCGCUGGCUGUGCUGCUUUAGCAGUUGGCUCCCUUAUCCUAAUUCCUUUUGCCCUCAAGUUUGGCCGCCGCCCGCUGUAUCUAUUCAGUACUGUGGUUCAAUUUGCAGUGUCAAUCUGGUCAGCAAAGAUGCAAACUGUGGGAGACUUGAUGGCGAUUAAUGUUAUACAAUGUUUCUUUGGGAGCCUUGCAGAGGUGAUUGUCCAAAUGACUAUCGCGGAUCUCUUUUUUGUGCACCAACGAGGAAGAAUGAAUGCCCUUUAUGUCUGGACGUGGCUUCUUUCUAGUUAUAUGGGCAUCCUUAUCGCCGGUUAUGUCGCUAGUGGCCUCGGCUGGAGAUGGAUAUGGUGGUUAAAUGCCAUCAUCUUUGGUGUAGCAAUUUUUGUUGUUGGCUUCGCUUACGAGGAAACCAAAUUUUGCCCACCGGUUCCAGCUACCAAUACAGAUAAUGCGCUGCAACUGAAAUCAGUGAUUUCAAACAAUCAAGACCAGAAACUAGAUACCAAGAGAGACAAGGCCGAGGAGCUUGAUACCAAGAAAACAAGUGCCAACACUGGUUUCACGUCAGUUGAUAUGGCAGAUGAAACAAUCGUUACCGCCGCUCCCAUCACAAUCAAUCCCAAUAUCCCCAUGAAGACAUAUUGGCAAAGAAUCGCUCUAACAAACACCACCACUUCAUCUGGUAGUGCGAGUCACUCCUUCCUUCAGCAUGUAUAUCAACCUUUGGUUAUCUUAACGACAAUCCCUGCCAUUACUUGGACGGCUCUUGUUUAUGGCAUCUUAGUAGCACUGGGAGACGUCAUGUCCACCACUAUGUCGUCCUAUCUUCCUGCUCCUCCAUAUAACUUCUCUCCCUAUCAGGUUGGGCUCAUGAGUAUCCCAAGAAUGAUUGGUGUCACCAUCGGUGCACUCAUUGUCGGCCCCUUGAGUGACUGGUGGGUAGUAUUCCUCUCUCGCCGCCGGAAUGGGAUUUUCGAACCAGAGAUGCGUUUGUGGUGUAUGAUUCCCUUUCUCCCAUUUGUCGUCGCUGGCGCCCUUCUAUUCGCUAUUGGACUCAGCGACCAUCAGUCAUGGCCUGUUAUCGCCAUCGGACUGGCAUUAUACAACAUCGGUGUGACUCCGAUUGAUGCUGUCACCAUUACUUACUUGACAGAUUCGUAUAAAGAGAUAGUUGGGGACGCAAUUGUGGGGGUCACAUUCACACGAAACGCUAUCAGCACUGCAUUCAUAUUUGCACUUACGCCGUGGGUCGCGAAGGCUGGUCUGAAAAACACGUUCAUCACUAUCCUGGUCAUUGCAAUUGCCAUCUUGAUGGUCUUUGUUGUUUUUCUUCGAUAUGGAAAGGCGAUUCGGCGCAAGUUUGCUCCUCGAUACCUACAUUAUGCGACACUUCAGUACAAGGAAAGGGGGUUUGAUUAG